UAUUUCUAGACAAAAUACAUAUGCAUGUGUAUAAUCGGGAGGGUUCGGGUUGGAUAGUGAGAAAAUCAUGCCCACUCAUUACCCGCAAUAUUCGGGUUCGGGUUUUACCCGUACCCACUAAAAGUCAUUCGGGUUCGGGUUUUACCCUACCCGAUUAGGUCGGAUUCGGGCGGAUAUCCAUUGUUAAGGAUAUUUUUGUCAUCCCUACAUGUAAUCUCAUCAUGAAAAGAAAGAUGACGAGACUACAAGUGUCUGGGCGGCUGAUUCUGAGUUUGGGCGAGGGAGAAAAGAAACAUCAAAAGCAGUGCAACAGGAAAAGUGAACUACACGAGGUGGAAGGCAAAUUCCCUUACGAGGAAAUUUAAGGACAAAAUAGGGAAAAUUACAGAAGCUAAUCCCCAGUCUGAACACCAAAUUACCCUAUCUAGGAUCCCUAACAAGUGACUGAGGAAUUCUCAAGUGUUAAAUGCGUUUUUGUAAAUUAUAAAGGGGGAUAACUGGGUUUUGGUCUUUUGGACUCCAAACGUCCAAGGGACAAACCCUAGAGAGAGAGCAACUUGGGGACAUUCUUGGAGUGAUAUUGGAGGAUUUCUUCACCAUUGGAACUCGAAAGAACAAGCUUGGAGAUGGAGAUUGAAGAUCUAGAUAAGAUUUAUGUAGUCUCUCUCUUCUCUAUGGAGUAACUUCCCUUCGCUUAGAUUUUGAGGAACCCUAGCUAUGUUUGUUUGAUUGGACGAUUGUAUGAGAACUCUCUCUUGAUUAUCUUGAUUUCAAAUUCAAUCUAUGCAUGUUUGGAUGUUCAAUUCUGCUUUAGUCGAGAUUAUUGAUUAUGCUUUGAUCCUAUGAGAGGGAAUAACUGAUUCAGUCAAGAGAGCACCAUAGAUUGAUAGUCGACGAUUGAUUGUACGAGCGUCAAUCGAUUCCUUGCUAUGUACUGAUUGAGAACGUCAUUUGAUAAAGGGAUUCUAGUGUAAGUUGUUCUGUAGAAGGAUAUGUCCCUAUAGGCAAUCAACUCAAGAGGACAUUGAUGCUUUAGUCGAGAUUCAAGGUCUAGUCAAGGACUCUCCGAAUUGUGAAUGAAAGUGAAUCAAGUUAUAGAUCAUCAAUUAUUAAUCUGGCUAGUGGCUAGGGGGAAUCAUAACUAGUGAGUCCCAACCUGUAAUUAGUAGUCUAACCUAGUUUAGCUUGUAGAGUAGUUUAGUUAAUUAAACCUUAAUUUGAUUUGCUAGAUAAUGAACCAAAACUGUAGUAACUCUAGAGACUCGUGUAUUAGACAUUUAUUACUUAUGCCACUAUACUGCAGUCCAUUUCAUUGGUUACACUUGGCCACUGUUAGGAGUUUUGUUUUAACGAGUCAAGUUUUUGACGCCGUUGCGGGCAAUUUCUAGAUUAUUAGGAAAUGCAUAACUUUGUCAAUUUAGCUUUUAUUUUACUUUUCCAUCAUUGCUUUUCACUUGGGUAUUUUUUGUUUUGUAUGUAUGAAUCAUUAAUCGUUAUGACUUUUCCGACAUGUAGGGGUGUCUACCAAUACCCUGUUGGUAUUACCCCCAGACUUCAUGGGAUAACCAGUAUGGAGAAGGCAGACCAUUUACUUCAUAACCGUCGCGUGUAAUUGUAAUCAUCAUCAUGACUUAAAUAGUUACAGAAGAAUCAAUCUCCCACAUUAGUAUAUGUUCAUUCAAGCAUAAUUUAUUUUCAAAUUAAUGAUUAACACUGAAACAAGGAGAAAGGGGAGCAACAACAUAAAAAUAGUGGUGGGAAAUGGAGGUAUUGAUUUGGGGUGGGCGGCUGGGCGCCAUGGCCGUGGCAAGGUGAUUAGUGACAUUGCCGCUGCUCCAACCGCCGCCAUCAGCGAUGCGCUCAUCCCCUUCUUCUCCCACCCACUACCAUUGCUUAUGUUUCCUUCCGGCGAACACUUCACACACUACCUCUCUUGGCCAUCACCGGCGGCCAUAUACAUCACCCAAGUCAAAUAGAUGAAAACCAGAGGUAAUUGUAAAUUUCAGGAUUUGUGAUGGAGAGAUAUAUGGAUGAAGGAAGAAGCUGUUAUGGUGGCAAAGAUGGACGCCAUUUUUCACACUCUGGUCCUUGGAAGGUGGAAGGAGAUGGGUUUGCUCAAUAGUAGAUGGCAGAGCAGGAUAGGUGUAAACUUACUGUUUGUUCUCCCUUGCCCAGUCCGAUGAGGCGUGCGAUUGGUCGAUAUAUUGUGAGGCAAAUUUGUGGGCGGAAGUUAGGAGAAUGACUAGAUCGACGUCUUUGAUUUCAUCGCAGAUUGUGGAGUUGCAAGGAGAAUGCUAGGCGGAAGGAUCGCUAGCCGUAGUGGUUGGAGGAUAGGAGGCCGGAGGCUGGAGGGAGGCAAGAGAAGGGAAAUGCCAUGUCAUACAUUUUACGAUCAAUUAGGAGAGUUGACAGCCACAUCAGCAAAGUUAACGGAAUUGGACGGAGAGUGACCAAACUAGAAACGUUUAACUAAUUUUAGUGACCACAAAUGGAAUUAAGUAUUUUUAAUGACCAAAUGUGAAACUUUUUAGUAAUCCAACCUUGCAAUUUACCCAUUUUUUUCUUCAAAUACAUUGAAAAUGGAUCUCAUUUUGUAUAAAAAUGAACUCGUUUCAUCUAUGCUAAAAAAAAUUAAAUUCACGUUAGAACGAAAAAAAAGUUGAUUAAAAAACUAGAAAAAAAAAGUUUUUAAUUUCCAACCCUUAGAUCUGAGACCCACAAAAAAUGAAGGGCCCAAAUCUUAUUAUGCAAUGUUAUGCACUAGAGCUAGAGGGUUACUAGCCCUAUAUGUAACCCUCUUCCCUCUUCUGUUUCCAUGUCUCUCUUUCUUUCCUUUUCGAUUUUACUUUUUCAAUUGUCGCUUCAUUAUCCUCGUCGCCACCAACAAGAAUCUGGGUGAGCUGAAAGCCAAUGCCAGAGAAAAUUCCUGUUUCGCGGUGGAAACUCUUGCAGUGUUAUUUGAUUGAAUGCACCACUGACUUCUGAAACCAAGACGACCAUCACUACAGUUCUCACAUCUUCGAAGAAUGUUCGAACGAAGGAGUUUGAGUUUUUGUGGGAAUCAACGUUAAAUCUAAUCCUAUGGAGAUUUCUACGGAGAGCUCCGCGACUACACGCUACGACUACGCACUAUGGGGAUCCUUUCUGGAAGAAGAGCUCCGCGAAAGAGUUACAAAGAAAAAGGAAGUUUAACAAAUGUAUUUUUGUGUUGAUUUGGUUGUCCUUAUCUCUCCUUGCAUCGGUAAUUUUAUCUAAAUCACUUACAUAGUCUUCACAUUAACUCCUCUUUAUAACUACUUCGUCAAACGAACUUGCACCUACCAGCCACGUGCUCCAUCCUUCUCCAAGAAGUUGUGGUCUUCAACUGCUUUGAUCUCCUCUCUAUACUUCGCGUAAAUCUUACGUGCAAUAAAUAACGCCUUCAACCUCAUGGCAUUGUUGAACUUGCGAUGUUAUUUAUCUCACAACACAAAUCUAGCUUACCCCACGACAUCGUCAAACUCGUAACGUCGUUGACCUAGCGAUAUAGCCUAGGUCGCGGCCUUGUGGAAUUCGUGGCCUCGUGUAGCUCUGCUAUGUUGCUAAACUCGUAACCUUGCUGAACUUGCGGUAUGGUAGCAUACAACGAUUUUGUUUAUAUUAUCUUUCGACGCCGUUAGAAUUACGAUGUCGUUAACCCCGCGGCAUCGUUGAACUUGAUAUUCCGCCAUCCAGAUAUGGCUCACGACAAUGUUUUGAUUUGCGACAUUGCUUAAAUCUCGCGAUGUCACCGACCUUGAGGUCUUGUUUAGCUCUUAAUGCCAUUGAGCUUGUGGCAUUCUUAAACUCAUGGCGGAAUUGAACUCACGACAUGGUUGAACUCGCAAGGUCGUUGGGAUUACGACGUCAUUGAGCUCACGGCAUCGUCGACCACCGCGAUGUUGCAUCGUCGCAAUACAGAUUAUUUUGGGUG
Linum trigynum is the source of this 3952-nucleotide messenger RNA. The record is from the annotation of a GenBank genome assembly. NCBI's taxonomy places the organism in Eukaryota, Viridiplantae, Streptophyta, Magnoliopsida, Malpighiales, Linaceae.